CAGGGUAAGGGUUUCCCUGGUGUAUACAUUUUUCUGACGCUCAACCGCAACCUGUCUUCCCCCCUUACCCCAUUUCUUCCACGUCCUCAAAAUGGUUGCUUUCUCGCCUGAAGAGGUCCGUGCUUUGAUGGACAAGCCGUCCAACGUCCGUAACAUGUCGGUCAUUGCUCACGUCGAUCACGGCAAGUCGACGCUGACCGACUCCUUGGUCCAAAAGGCCGGUAUUAUUUCCGCCGCCAAGGCCGGUGAGGCUCGUUUCAUGGAUACUCGUCCUGAUGAGCAAGAGCGUGGUGUCACUAUUAAGUCCACUGCUAUCACCUUGUUCGCUGAGAUGACCCAAGAGGAUCUCAAGGACAUCAAGGAGCCUACUGACCACAACGAGUUCUUGGUUAACUUGAUUGACUCCCCUGGUCACGUUGACUUCUCUUCCGAGGUUACUGCCGCUCUUCGUGUCACUGAUGGUGCUUUGGUCGUCGUCGACACUAUCGAGGGUGUUUGUGUCCAAACCGAGACCGUCCUUCGUCAAGCUCUUGGUGAGCGUAUCAAGCCUGUUGUCUGUGUCAACAAGGUUGAUCGUGCUCUUUUGGAGCUUCAAAUUUCCAAGGAGGAGCUUUACCAAAACUUCUCCCGUGUCGUUGAGUCCGUUAACGUCGUUAUCUCCACCUACUACGACAAGGUUCUCGGUGACUGCCAAGUCUACCCCGACAAGGGUACCGUUGCCUUCGCUUCCGGUCUUCACGGUUGGGCUUUCACUAUCCGUCAAUUUGCCAACCGUUAUGCCAAGAAGUUCGGUAUUGACCGCAACAAGAUGAUGCAACGUCUUUGGGGUGACAACUUCUUCAACCCCAAGACCAAGAAGUGGUCCAAGAGCUCUACUGAUGCUGAGGGCAAGCCUCUUGAGCGUGCUUUUAACAUGUUCGUUUUGGACCCCAUCUACCGUAUCUUCGAUGCUGUCAUGAACGGCCGUAAGGAGGAAGUCUUCAAGCUUCUUUCCAAGCUUGAGGUCAACUUGAAGUCUGAUGAGAAGGAGCUCGACGGUAAGGCUCUUCUUAAGCUCGUCAUGCGCAAGUUCCUUCCUGCCGCUGAUGCUCUUAUGGAGAUGAUUGUUCUUCACUUGCCUUCCCCCAAGCUCGCUCAAACCUACCGUUGCGAGACCUUGUACGAGGGUCCCAUGGAUGAUGAGUGUGCCAUUGGUAUCAAGAACUGUGACCCCAAGGCUCCUUUGAUGCUUUACGUCUCCAAGAUGGUUCCCACCUCCGAUAAGGGUCGUUUCUACGCUUUCGGUCGUGUCUUCUCUGGUACCGUUCGUUCUGGUCUUAAGGUUCGUAUCCAAGGCCCUAACUACGUUCCCGGCAAGAAGGAUGACUUGUUCAUCAAGGCUAUCCAACGUACUGUCCUUAUGAUGGGUUCCAAGACUGAUCCCAUUGAUGACUGUCCCGCCGGUAACAUUAUUGGUCUUGUCGGUAUUGACCAAUUCUUGGUCAAGUCUGGUACUUUGACCACCUCCGAGGUUGCCCACAACUUGAAGGUCAUGAAGUUCUCUGUCUCCCCUGUCGUCCAAGUCGCUGUUGACGUCAAGAACGGUAACGAUUUGCCCAAGCUUGUUGAGGGUCUUAAGCGUCUUUCCAAGUCCGACCCCUGUGUUCUUUGCACCACUUCCGAGUCUGGUGAGCACAUUGUUGCCGGUGCUGGUGAGCUUCACUUGGAGAUUUGCCUUAAGGAUCUUCAAGAGGACCAUGCUGGUAUUCCCCUUAAGAUCUCUCCCCCCGUUGUUUCUUACCGUGAGUCUGUUAGCGAGCAAUCCAGCAUGACUGCUCUCUCCAAGUCUCCCAACAAGCAUAACCGUAUCUUCAUGACUGCCGAGCCCUUGGGUGAGGAGCUUUCCGCUGCCAUUGAGAGCGGCCACGUUAGCCCUCGUGAUGAUUUCAAGGCCCGUGCCCGUAUCAUGGCUGAUGAGUUCGGCUGGGAUGUCACUGACGCCCGUAAGAUUUGGUGUUUCGGUCCCGACACCAGCGGUGCCAACCUUGUUGUUGACCAAACCAAGGCUGUUCAAUACCUUAACGAAAUCAAGGAUUCCGUUGUUGCUGCUUUCGCCUGGGCCUCCAAGGAGGGUCCCAUGUUCGAGGAGAACUUGCGUUCUUGCCGCUUCAACAUUCUUGAUGUUGUUCUUCACGCUGAUGCUAUUCACCGUGGUGGUGGACAAAUCAUCCCCACUGCUCGUCGUGUUGUCUACGCUUCUACCCUUUUGGCUUCUCCCAUCAUCCAAGAGCCCGUCUUCUUGGUCGAGAUCCAAGUCGCCGAGAACGCUAUGGGUGGUAUCUACUCUGUUCUUAACAAGAAGCGUGGUCACGUCUUCGCUGAGGAGCAACGUGUCGGUACUCCCUUGUACAACAUCAAGGCCUACCUUCCCGUCAACGAGUCCUUCGGUUUCACUGCUGAGCUUCGUCAAGCUACUGGUGGUCAAGCUUUCCCCCAAAUGGUGUUCGACCAUUGGUCCGCUAUGAACGGUGACCCGUUGGACCCCUCCUCCAAGGUCGGUCAAAUUGUCGUCGAGGCCCGUAAGCGUAAGGGUCUCAAGGAGAACGUUCCUGACUACACUGAGUACUAUGACCGUUUGUAGGUUGUUUCAUCUUUAUUGUUUUGGUCUUUUGUAUGGCAAUUUAAUAGGUGUUUUCUUCUGCACACUGCUACUACGCUACCGGUGACCGGACGAUGGUCUAAUGGUAAAAGUUUUGUAAAAUCAAUGAAAUAGCGCGCCUGUGGAAUGGGU
Schizosaccharomyces japonicus yFS275 is the source of this 2770-nucleotide messenger RNA. Its product is annotated as translation elongation factor 2 Eft2,B. Lineage: Eukaryota; Fungi; Ascomycota; Schizosaccharomycetes; Schizosaccharomycetales; Schizosaccharomycetaceae. Gene Ontology annotation, cellular component: cytoplasm. Gene Ontology annotation, molecular function: GTP binding; GTPase activity. The record is from RefSeq and is a predicted model, not a curated record. Bases 92 to 2620 code for a protein of 842 amino acids. The transcript has a single exon.